This is a messenger RNA of Dreissena polymorpha, 813 nucleotides long. RefSeq lists its product as uncharacterized. Bases 100 to 813 code for a protein of 237 amino acids. The record is from RefSeq and is a predicted model, not a curated record. Lineage: Eukaryota; Metazoa; Mollusca; Bivalvia; Myida; Dreissenidae. The transcript is spliced from 5 exons.
CGAAAAUCUACAGUGGAAUUUCCAGACGCCAUUUUAGGUAUGGAAAGAUCUAGAAGGAAUUUUUAUAUUGCGAUUUAAUAAGCUAGUGCUUGGCUGAAGAUGGCACGGGCGAGGAGUCCAUCUGAUGAUCGCAUGGCAGAGAAUGCAAAUAUGGAAUCGCUGUUUAUCAACAUUAGAGACGAAAUAAACAACAGCACGGGGAUUCUUCUCAAGGAACUUAAGCCGAAACAAGGUUCUGUGGAAACACAAUCGGAACCAAUAAGUAGGGCCAAGUUGAAAUUUAUGAAACGCUGUACUGGAAUCAAACUUAUUUCAUCAGUGCUUAACAACAAUAACAGUGAAUGGAUGGAGUAUGACAAAUUGGAUACAAUACUAAAACAAAAUGUGAAGGAAUGCGGUUAUAAAUCAUUUGAAGAGGUGUCGGGUAUGGCAUUGAAUGAUUUCAUAAUAUCUGAGUCUGAAAAUUUUCAAUAUAAAAAAAUUCCCAAGAGUUGCAAAAAAAAAGUCAAAAUGAGAAUAAGAAGAAUCAACCAAAAUGCUCCAAGCAAUGAAACAAACCAAAGUUUUACAUCAAAAUCAAAAGCAAAUGAUCAAGAUAGUAUAAGUGAUAAUGAAACAGAGCUUAAAAGGACAUUAGAUGACGAACACGAAUCUGAUGAACAAUACACAUCAAACGCGCUGGAAAAUCUACUCAAUCCAUCGCCAUCACUUCCUCCACACACCCCUCUAAAUGAACAAAAUGAAAUAAACGCCCUUGAUACUGAGUGCUUAACAAGAAUUGAGCACAACGACUGUGACAUUCCAAGGAUAUAG